Diatraea saccharalis (sugarcane borer) is the source of this 300-nucleotide messenger RNA. The record is from the annotation of a GenBank genome assembly. Lineage: Eukaryota; Metazoa; Arthropoda; Insecta; Lepidoptera; Crambidae.
AUGGAGCAAGGAGCUAUGGAGGGUGCGGUGACCACGGAACGAGAGCAUCACACACGCGUAGCCCUCGCUGAGAUUACAGCACGGCUUACAAACACUAGAGACAUGUCUACUACCCUGCCUUCUGGAUACCUCAGUCGAAAAAUUUGCCCGACAACAUGUUCCCCGGAUAUGGAAUUCAAACGUAACUCUUCGUUUCAUUCAUUAGUACGUACACCACCUAAAACCUCCGGUCGGGUCUCGCCUCCAAAACUGGGUGCCACCUUGCGAUCUACGCUGAGAAAGCGGCUAUUAUUAGACUGA